AUGGAGGCGGCCGCGGACAGCGCCCGGUUCGCCUACAUCCUGGAGCUGCUGCGGCGGGACAAGAUUGCCAUUAAGGGUAUUGAAAGAGAGCUUAUCUGCCCAGCCUGCAAGGAAUUGUUUACCCAUCCACUGAUCCUUCCCUGCCAGCACAACAUCUGUCACAAAUGUGUGAAAGAAAUACUUUUUGCAUUUGAAGACUCCUUUGCUGAUGGAGGCUCUGAAUCCUCUAAUCAGAGUAGCCCUCGAAUUAGAAUCGCUGCUUCUAGCGUGGACAGAAUUGACAGGAUUAAUAGAGCAGCCUCACAGAGGAGGUCUUUUGGGUGCAGAGGCAGAAAACGCAAUUCACUGACUCCUAGAUCAACUCUGUUUCCUUGUCCGAGUUGCCAGCGGGAUAUUGAUCUUGGGGAGCGUGGCAUCAAUGGCUUAUUUCGCAACUUCACUUUGGAAACCAUUGUGGAAAGAUACAGACAGGCAGCCAGGGCAGCCAUUGCUAUUAUGUGUGAUUUCUGCAAACCUCCAGCUCAGGAGUCCACAAAGAGUUGCAUGGACUGCAGUGCAAGCUAUUGCAAUCCAUGUUUCAAAAUACACCAUCCUUGGGGAACAGCAAAAGCCCAGCAUGAAUAUGUAGGACCAACCACCAACUUCAGACCCAAGAUUUUGAUGUGUCCAGAACAUGAAAUGGAGAGAGUAAACAUGUACUGUGAAAUCUGCAGAAGGCCUGUUUGUCAUCUUUGCAAACUGGGUGGAGGUCAUGCAAACCAUAGGGUAACAACCAUGAGCACUGCCUACAAAACCCUUAAGGAGAAACUUUCAAAAGAUAUCGAGUACCUCAUCAGUAAGGAGAGCCAGGUGAAGGCUCACAUCACACAGCUGGAUCUGCUGAUGAAAGAAACUGAGUGCAACAGUGAAAGAGCUAAACAAGAAGCAUCUCAUAGUUUUGAGAAAUUAUAUUGUGUCCUGGAAGAGAAGAAAUCUGCAGCUCUUAGGGCAAUUGAAACUUCUAAGAAUAUAAGGUUGGAAAAAUUGCAAACACAAGUGGAAGAAUACCAAGGGCUCCUGGAAAAUAAUGGCCUUGUAGGAUAUGCUCAAGAAGUGCUUAAAGAAACAGAUCCCUCUUGUUUUGUUCAAACAGCAAAACAACUUCAUGUCAGAAUCCAAAAAGCUACCGAGUCUCUGAGCAGCUUUACACCAGCAGCUGCAACUACUUUUGAAGGCUUUGUGGUGGACACUGCCAAGCAAGAAGACAUCCUUGGUGACUUGUCCUUCCAUUCCAAUGGUCUAGAAAUACCAGAAAUCAACGAAGAGCAGAGCAGAAUGUACAACAAAGCUCUGAUCAGCUGGGAAUGCUCUGGGAAGACAGAUUCAGCUGAUAUCUAUGUCCUUGAGUAUCAUAAACUUAACAAAGAAGAGGAGAGUGUGACAUGGCAGAAGACUGAAGUGUGUGGCAAGAGCAAAGUAUUAUCUGAUCUCGAUGAUGACAGCAGCUACGCCUUUAGAGUUCAAGGUUACAAAGGAUCCAUCGGCAGCCCUUGGAGCCGAGAAGUUACCAUGCGUACUCCUCCAGCUCCGGUUUUCAGUUUUCUUUUUGAUGACAAAUGUGGGUACAACAGUGAACAUCUCGAACUGAACCCAAGAAGAACAUCUGUGGAAAGUAGGGCUGGAUUUCCUCUGCUUCUGGGAUCUGAGCGCUUGCAGGUUGGAUGCUUCACAACCCUGGAUUACAUCAUUGGUGACACUGGGAUUGCCAAAGGGAAGCACUUCUGGGCUUUUAAUGUUGAACCCUACUCAUACCUGGUGAAGGUGGGAGUUGUUCCUGGCAGCAAGAUACAGAAAUUGUUCCACAAUACCUGUGAUGUUAUCAGUCCAAGGUACGAGCAGGACAGCGGUCAUGACAGUGGGAGUGAAGAUAUCUUCUUCGACUCAUCGCAGCCUUGCACACUGGUCACUUUAGGCAUGAAGAAGUUCUUUAUCCCUGCCACACCUGCUGCUCCCAAGGAUCCAGCCAGCAGAAUCCUUCCCCUGCCGUCGUGCUUGGGCGUCUGCCUUGACUGUGACAGAGGCAGGGUGGGGUUUUACGAUGCAGGCCGCAUGAAGUGCCUGUACGAGUGUGAGGUGGAUUGCUCCGGCCUGAUGUACCCAGCGUUUGCCCUGAUGGGCAGUGCGGCAGUGCACCUUGAGGAGGCUGUCACAGCCAAGGACAGGGAGUACCAUGGCGACAUCUAGUGCAGUAAACUCUUCCCAUUGCUGUUCUGAGACAGAAAAUGAAAGCAGAAGAAUUCUACCUUAGCUUUUAGUCCUGAUAAGUUAUAUUCCACCUACAAGUUGC
Molecule: messenger RNA, 2326 nt
Organism: Melospiza georgiana
Lineage: Eukaryota; Metazoa; Chordata; Aves; Passeriformes; Passerellidae
Gene: TRIM36
Product: tripartite motif containing 36
Exons: 11
Coding region: 1-2223 (740 amino acids)
Molecular function (GO): protein binding; zinc ion binding
Source: RefSeq, a predicted model, not a curated record